CAUUUCAUAACUGCACUGUUUCGGUGGCAGACAAGAAGAAACUGUACUGUGUGUGCCUAUUAUUCUACCGAUGCGGACGGAAUUUUUUUCGUUGCGAGGAAUAUUAAACGAUCGUGAAAAUUGCGUGAAAGUUUCCAAAGUAGUGCUGGAUCAAUGGGUCCAGGUGUGAUAUCGAUUACUGUGCUGUGAUUCAUGCGGUCCAUCAUGAGCUGCAUCCGAUUCUUCCAUCGCUGAGACCGAUUACUCUGAGAGAGUGAUUUUGCUUCCGGGUGCCAGUCGAGCAAGCAAUUGGGAGGAUCAAAACACACUUCGGCACCCUGCUUCGUUUGUUCCCUGGUACACGAACAAAUAAUCCUCCGAAACGAAGCAGUUUUCCUAAUUAGAUUUCACGACCAGGAUUUUCGCGCAUAUUCACACGAAAGAAAACAUGAACUCGAAGCCACCGUCGCCGACGAAUGGAGCGGGAAGUGGACAACCGUUCGUUCCGUACGAUAUCGAUUGGAUAUUCCCACAGUUGAGGAAACCUUCACGGCUAUGGCGGAUUGCGAGCACAGGAGUUAUUGGAUUGGUCGGAUUCGUUUCCAAAAUCGUAAUUGUGUGGCUGAACAAGGCACGCGUCCACAACAUUGAGGUACUGGAGAAUGCACUGGAAAAUCGUCCGAAGGGGAUCCCGCUGCUGACGGUGUCCAAUCAUCACUCGUGCUUCGAUGAUCCCGGCAUGUGGGGACUGCUGAAAUUUCGUCUGCUGAAGUUGAGACAUGUGUGCAACAAAAACGUGAUCCGGUGGUCGAUGGCAGCUCAUGAUAUCUGUUUCACCAACAAAUAUCAUUCGCUUUUCUUCAUGUACGGCAAGUGCAUUCCGGUCGUCAGGGGCGCCGGUGUGUAUCAGCCUGCCGUGGAUUUGUGCAUAGAGAAGCUGAAGCUGGGCCACUGGGUGCACGUCUUUCCCGAGGGUAAAGUAAACAUGACCAAGGAAGAUCUCAGAUUCAAGUGGGGCGUUGGACGAAUCAUCUAUGAGUCCCCAGUGCUGCCAAUUAUCGUUCCCAUUUGGCACAUAGGAAUGGAUGAAGUGCUGCCAAAUGAACCGCCCUACUAUCUGCGAAUGGGAAAGAAACUGACGUACAACUUCGGUAAACCAAUCGAUUUGAACGAUGUGAUGGCACAUCUGAAGGAGGCCCCGGUCACGGAGGAGUAUGCUAGGAAAAUCAUCACCGACAGAAUACAGGAGGAGAUGAUGGUACUGAAAGAGGAAACGGAAAGAUUACACUUCGACCACGAGAAAAGCUGAGCCAGGCUAAAAUGGUUUCCCUGGUGGUUCGCCCGGAACAGACCUAAACUGUAGGAAGAAAACCACACAUACACUGUCGCUUCGAAGUCGCAGUUCGCUAGUUCAUCUAGAGUUAAUCAGUCCGGUCCGAGUAUUGUAGAAUAGUUGAAUUGAUUAUCUCUAAAUUUACAUUCUGCUCUUCGUGCUGGUAGCAUGCCGAAGCUAGGAGCGACAGUAUAUCACAACAUAGCUGAUAGUUGUUAGUGAAACUAUUGAUUAACUAUUGUAAUUCCAUCAGAAGACUUAUAGCUACACUCUGUCAUUCGUAUGUCCUUUCAUCGCUUCAUCCAACCCAGACUCUGGCCGUCUGGAAAUUUUGCCAUAACAUUACUAAUAACGCUAGCGAAUGAUCGGUGCAUUUUCCCUCUUAAGUAGCUCCAUUCGACAAAUGCUGUAAGUUCACAUUGAGCGUUGACUUUUAAUUUGUUUUAUAGACAUCGGUCGUUUCUAGUCAGCGUAGGAUUCGAACGGUAAACGAAGAUUUGAUACUAAUCAUAACACAACGUUGUUUGGAUGCGAGAUUCCAGAUAGAUAGACCAUGCGAAAGCGAAAAGUGUGUACAUUAAGAAGAGGCUCUAAACUAAAUAUAAUGAUUUUAACCGUUACCACCCAACCUGAUUUUACAUUACAUGUUCCAAGGUUUUCGUAGCGAUAGUUGCAAUAAUGAACAAAUUUAUAAAUAAAUAAUGGCAGAAAAGAA
Molecule: messenger RNA, 2027 nt
Organism: Malaya genurostris
Lineage: Eukaryota; Metazoa; Arthropoda; Insecta; Diptera; Culicidae
Gene: Taz
Product: tafazzin
Exons: 7
Coding region: 428-1288 (286 amino acids)
Biological process (GO): inner mitochondrial membrane organization; cardiolipin acyl-chain remodeling
Cellular component (GO): mitochondrial membrane
Molecular function (GO): 1-acylglycerophosphocholine O-acyltransferase activity
Source: RefSeq, a predicted model, not a curated record